Saprolegnia parasitica CBS 223.65 is the source of this 958-nucleotide messenger RNA. RefSeq lists its product as hypothetical. The record is from RefSeq and is a predicted model, not a curated record. The coding region runs from base 39 to 878 and encodes 279 amino acids. Lineage: Eukaryota; Oomycota; Saprolegniomycetes; Saprolegniales; Saprolegniaceae. The transcript has a single exon.
CUCGAGGCGCUGUCCGUUCACAGACGUUUCAAAGCCAGAUGCAGUCCCAAGAGCCUCGGGACGGCGUCAAGCGGCCAUGCACCGUAGUGCCAAUGGUCUUGCCCCCCGAGGUGUUGGAGAUCAUCGCGCGCUACGUCUCGUGCCCGAUAGCGUUCAUGGCGCUGCUCACAAGCAUCCCUCGCACCGCGUGGACACCGCGACUGCAAUGUCUCUAUACGUUGACUUCUGCCGCCGGCGUCCGCGUACGCUGGCCGGUGAUUUGUCUCGAUGACGUGGCGCUCCCAGAAGCAACGUGGCGCUUGCUUCACGGUGCAUUAUCGCUUCACGUAGAAAUUGCGCUGGAAGCCAUCACAUGCAGUGCCGAGCUACUCACUGCAAUGGCGCGGCUCGGCGAACGCAGUAUUUCGCGCGUCAAGCUACGUCUUACCAAGCUGACAAUGACCGAGUGCGAGGCACUGCGCGAUGCGCUCCGCGAUUGCACUGCCGUCAAGGCUCUUGAGAUAGUGACUGCGACGGACGUCUCCCGACACCGCCCCGCGCUGGACACCCUAUUGACUGCCAUUUGCCAUCCGCAACUGGCUGCUUUUGAGCUUCGGCUCUGCAGCACGCGCGGCCCGCACCGCUUGCAGGCGACAUUUGCCCGGUACUUGGCCGAGUGGUUACGCCUCGGACGUGCCAAGAGCCUGCGCCUGAACGACAUUGACCUCGACUUGAGCGUCGAUCCAACGUUUGGUCCAGCGCUCGCCCUUGCGUUUCGACAGAGCCCGUCGCUUGCCGAGGUUUCGCUCACGCGCGUUGGCUUUUUCCAGCACUGUCUUCACGAAGCCCACGGUAGCACGUCGUGGCCACGGUGUCUCCGAGCACUCUCGAUCCAGUAGCAAGCACCCGUGAAAAUCUGUAUAUCAUCAAUAUGUGCACUAGCUAGCGCCAAUAUAAUAAUAAUGCUCCUUAGUUCGAC